This is a messenger RNA of [Torrubiella] hemipterigena, 3690 nucleotides long. NCBI's taxonomy places the organism in Eukaryota, Fungi, Ascomycota, Sordariomycetes, Hypocreales, Clavicipitaceae. The record is from the annotation of a GenBank genome assembly.
CCCCUCUGCUGGUUAAGGACCCCUUCACGUCCUCCUCUCCCCUCGCUCUUCUCCCCAACCUGCUCGCCUGUUGGUGAUAGCCUCACCUUUUUUUCUUUCCUUUUCUUUCCCUGUGAAUCCCCCAUACCGGCGUCGGGGAUUUCGGUUGUUCUUGUUUUCUUUUCUCUCCUCCUUGUUUGCAGGCUGGGUCUUGCAUUUGGACUCGCCUUUUGCCUCGCCGUCUUGCGUUUGCUAAUUGUGUCUGUUCGCCAACCGCUACUCUCUGCUCGGAUGUCGUCGGCUUGCUUCGCGUUUUGAUUCCCCUUUUCGCCCUUUUUUGUGGCUAGGUUGGCUGUGCCGUCUUAAUACCGUGGUAUUCAACACUUUCCACGAGACGUAAUAGCUUCUACCGGAUCGAUUUCCCAUACGAUCUGCAACCUCCCUCUCGACCAGAUAAUCCCUGGCUUUUUAUACCGACUUCGACGCCAGUCCAUGCCGAUAUAAUAUAUUUACAAUGGAUUCAGAAGACGGAAGCCUGUUCAUAAAGCAACUUGCUGCUUAUGUCAAGGCACAUGAAAAAGCUCUCGCCAAUGCGCUCCAAUAUCAACGCCGAGAGCCUCGCCAUAGGAGCUCUCAAAGCACCAGCGCCGUGGUUGUACCCCCCUCGCCGACUAUCCCGGAACGUCCUUCUACCUCCUCAUCUACCUCCAGCUCCCUUGUCGCGGCUCUCUCACUUGGCAGCCUUAACCUCUCAACUCCCAGUGUUAAAUCAGCUAAGCUAGCCUUGACUCCCCACCACCUCUUUUACCUUCUCUCUCGCUUUGAGGAGCUCGGUAUCGCUGUUGGGCCUAUGAAGGUUCGCUUGGAAAAUCUGCAUGACAGCACUUCCUCGGCAAACUAUGUUUCAUUCCUCAAUAAUGCUAAACAGAGGCCCCGGGCUCAUAGCUCCGAUGUCAAUUCCAUCCACUCCGUCUCGAGCAUAAGAAGCGUCAUGUCAGGCAUGUCAGCUCUUUGGUCCAACCUCAGCAUUGGCUCCAGCAUAUCCUCAGCUCGACAGGAGCGCCAGAAGGCUGCCUUGGAGUCCGACAUGAAGUAUCUCUACUCUGCUUUCACAAAGAUCCCAUGCUUGAAGCUCGCCCCCGACUGGAGAGCAAGGCUAAUCAGCGGCUACGAAGAGUUCCCAUUUGAUUCUGCCGUGCCAUUAUAUGUCUUUAAGAAUUUGCAGACCCUUGAGAUCAACAGCAUCGACUUUAGACAGUUCUUUGGCUGGGAUAGACUUGCCGAACAAGUCCGAUCCCUGACAGUUCGCCGUGCCAGUAUCGAAGACCCUGCAGAUUUGCUCAUCGACAUCGUUCUGGACGAUAUGGAUAAAAGACGUCGACGCACCUCAAAGUCCCAGAGCUCACCUACCACAACUUGGGCACCGGCAUACAGCCCCCGUCGCGGCUCCGCUACUCCCCAUCCCGAACUCUCUCGUUCUGUCUCUGCUCCAGGAUCUCCCGACCCGCGAAGCAUCAUUGCUGAGUUGCGAGUCGGCUCAUUAACGCCACCGGAAACCGUUCUGGAGGAUACCGAACAACCACGCCUGACUCGACAGGAUAGUGACGAUAUUCCACGAUCCCCUCCCAAGUCAAGCAGACCACGAAGUAGCUCGCCCUCGAGACAGCUCGGAGCUAGAGUCUACCAGCCGCACCCCCGAACGGGCCAUAGAAUUUCCCGCUCAGGCUCUGCUAGCUCAUACUCUAGCAUGGCUGAUUCUUGGAACCCAAGCCACGGCCGCAGUGGUAGCUCUGGAAACCUGCUCGCCAUGGGUGUCAUGCCUUCGUCCAAGUGGCGCUUUCUGCGUCACUUGAGUCUUGCUGACAAUGCAAUGACUGCUAUCCCAGCUACUAGCCUCACCCCCCUUGCUAAUACCCUCUACUCUCUGGACCUCUCAUCAAACUUGUUCAGCCAGAUUCCUGAUUCUCUAGCAUCUCUGACUGCCCUCCGCGCCCUCAACCUAUCCCACUGCAUGAUUGAUUCGCUCCACUCUUUGACCAGAAACCCUCUUCCAGCCAUCACUGCCCUCAAUCUUCGUGCCAACAGGCUUCAGUCGCUUGCUGGUGUGGAAAGGCUCUACCCCCUAGAGCGUUUCGAUGUGAGAGAUAAUGCUCUGACUGAUCCUACAGAGAUGAAGCGAUUGACCGGUAUCCCUGACAUCCGUGAGAUUUGGGUCGACGGCAACCCGUUCACCCGAACCCACAAAGACUAUCGCAUCACCAUCUUCAACAUCUUCAGAGCCACGCCUGGCUACACUGAGGAUAUUGUCAUUGACGGCACUGGCCCAAGCUAUUCCGAGAAGCGCUCUCUCAUCGAGCGAGCCGCCAUCCCAGCCUCUGUUCCUGUUGUGAAGCCCACUGCCAUUGAAAUUCCUGCCGUCGAGGUCAAUAAGCCCACCAUCGUCUAUGAUACGCCGAAGCCUCACACGCUCCGCAAGGAGCGCCCUAUGGCUGAGAGCAGACAGGUAGAAGCCACAUCCAACUCUCGUCGUCGUCGAAAGACGCCCAAGAGACGGAUCGUGGACCUCGCUACUGCAGAUGGGUUUUCAUCCCCCGCCGCUGUAGAUGUGCAGGCCCCGACUAUCAGAGCAGUUGCUGGUGAGGUAGACGAUCGUCUUGCACGAGCAGCUACCCGAGCCUUGCUUCCACCUGUUCUGUUGUCGCCACCGGGUGAUCCUUCACAUUCGAUACCGGAUUUGAUACCCUCAAAAUCUGACGGCGAAAUGUCCUCCAGUGCUACUCCUGAGUAUACAACAACCAGUACCAGUCAAGACUGGCAAGAGACGAAGCCGUGGGAUACUACGGGUGACUAUUACCGCCAAAAGAUUGAAGCACUGCGAGACAAGGUUGGCGAUGGUUAUUUGACAGUUCUCAGCGAAGAGAAUUGGGAUUCAGGAACCACAUAUACAUCUGCCAAUCUUGCUGCUGCCUCAUCCAUCCAGGCAGUUCACGGCACACACCAUGUGCCGGCGGUUCAGCCUAUUCACAGUGGCCAUACGUUGGGCUGAGUUGCAUUUGUCUCGCUCUACCUGGCUACUCUCUCCUCCCUCAUCUCCCCUCCCCUCCUCUCUUCUUCCAAUACCAGUACAUGAUUGUGCCACCUCUGGUACAAAAAAACGGCAUUUAUUCUUUUACAUAAUUCUGCAUUGUUACGGCGUUUGUUUGUUUGUUUUCAAAAUCUUUUUCAAAGGCCUUUGAUUUUGUGUUUUGGCGUUCAGUUGCUCUCUUGUCUUUGUUUUCUGCGUUGCUUAUUCCUGGCCUCGUUUAUGUGGUACUCGUUUCUCUGCCAUGUCUUUUCUUCUUUUGCUUGCAUCAAUUGCCUGCAUUCAUUCUGUGUCGAUACAAACUCUGCCUGUUGUUGUGUUGUUGGACUCUGUAUUUGGCGCGGAUUGCUUCAUUUGAUUAUACCCUUUGUUGUGUUGCGAUUUCAAUGUAUUUUUCUUGCGGGGUUCCCCUAGGUGUAGCUGCCUUCAAGCACUCAUCGUUGAGAUACCAUGUUAUGAAUAUAUUGAUACGGACGGCGAUCUUUCGUAUACAAACCAAGUUCCUACAACGUGACAUGAUUGUUAUACUCUUGAGUUAAAGUACAGACGUAUCCGCCAAUCGCGUCGCUCGUUACCUUGAUUACUCGGCGGGUGCCGCGUCUCGGCUACUUGGUAGCACAGAAUCUGGG